AUGGAGUCCGCCAUUCGCUGGUCACCGACCUCGACCGCCGCGGAGCAACGCUUUCUCUCCGUCGACGUCACAGGGAAAGCGUUUCGCCUAUGCAGAAUAACGGGGUUCGAUGGCAGAAAUAUACAACAUGAAGUCCUCUCUCAUCUCAAAGAUGUCCCUCUCUUCCGAGCAUUCGACUGGUCUAUAUCCAACGAGAACCUUAUCGCGGUGGGCCAGUCAUCCGGCGAAGCUACUAUUCUACGACUUGACGCCGACCAGAAGGAAUCGCUUUCCUUUCCAGUCCGAAACCAGCGCUAUUGUAACGCAGUAGCAUUCAGUGCACAUGGGCUUGUGGCAUCGGGUCUGGAUCGCGUGCGCAAUGACUUCUGCUUGAACAUCUGGGAUGUCAACCAGCGACUUGGUCCUACCGGCGCUACCAAGGGGUUUCACGAACCUUUGAGAAAGCUGGCUAGCUCCGAGCCUAUAACAAGUAUCAAAUUUUUCCGAGAUCAACCGGAUACACUAGUGACGGGAGUGAAGGGGCAAUUUGUUCGAAUAUAUGAUUUACGAGAGGGACCUGGGAAUCCAUCCCUACAAUUCCCGACUCGCUGUGUCCAUAAUUUAGCGAUUGACUGGCUUGACGAGAACUAUAUCGCUUCUUGCGUGGCAUCCAACGAGAGCACUGUCUGCGUCUGGGAUCGGCGCGUCGGAACUCGUUUGACAUCACCCUCUAUAGGCUCUUCUGCGACAAAUUCUGAGUCAAUUCAGAAUUCUUCUGUCCUGCAGCUCAAGAAUGUCUUCGACCCCAAGAGCUCGAUUUGGAGUUUGCGCUUCUCCAAAACUAACCGUGGAUCCUUGGGUGCAUUGUCCAGCACUGGCCAUUUGAAAACAUUCCAAAUCGCCAAAGAUCAUUUAUCAGAAGAAUAUCGCUCUUCCAUUGACGAGACACUCGGUCAAGGCUCUUUUAGAAACUACCCAGAGCCGGUCCAUACAAAACACAUACGAGAUGUCGCCACUCCAUUUGACCAUCCCAUUCGUGGGUAUGCAGAAAAGGACCGGGUGGUAGCCUUUGACUUUUUGAACCUCAGUAUCUCUUCACAACCUAGUGCUAUUGCUAUCGAUGGCAAUGGAAUCCCACAAAUCAUUACAGGACGACCGCCAUGUUCCCCUGUGGCUCUAUCAUCACAAGGGACAUUGGCCUGUGGUAUUGCCUCCCCUGAAUCAGAUCUCAGGUCUAUACGCCCUCUUUCUGAACAGAUCUCCCCAAUUUCUGAACUUGUUGGAAACAUCAGGUCACGCGUACUGUCUAGCUCUAAAAACACUAGAAUCGAUGAACCGAACUUGUUUGCUUCCGACGCAAUGACCUCUGAAUCUGUACCGAGUCGAGAAGGUCGGGAACGUGAAUUGUCUCUAGGUACAUUUGGGACUCUUCUCACUGCAAAGGAGGCUUUAACGCUCUCUACGCUGAGCCGGUUCCGGUGUAAGGAGGGGUAUCUAUUUGACGAAGCGCGAAAUCGACAAAUCGUAGCAGACGAUGCUGCUCUUCAAGAUCUUUGGGGCUGGAUUGAAAGAGCUCGAUCUGACUCGUCGGAGAUGGCUAUGGUGGUAAAUGGUUUAGACUUGAAUUAUCUUGGUGUGAGCAAUGUGUGGCAUAAUGAUCUCGGUUCGUCUCUUCCUCUUUUGCCAUUUACUUCACAACAACUAAUGAACGGUGUAGGUCAUGGUUUCGAAAAACGUCGCGUCGGCUCGAAGGGAGACGAUGCAAACCUUGCAGCCGAGGCAAUCAUUCAGCUAGCCGCACAAUUGAGUUUACCAGAGACUAGAGGCUGUGAGACUGCACAUCCUGAGCACCGCCGACUGUGCCUUCGCCUUUGUGGUGCAGCUCAAUCACACCAAGAACUGGAGGAUUUAGUGACGACCCUCUGUGCCGAGGGUCAACAUACCAAAGCCGCUGCAUUGGCCGUCUUCCAAGAUGAGCCAAAACUCGCAUACCUAGGACUUCGAGGCAAUGAACCCAAACAAGCCCAUAAAAUGCUAGCUAUGGCAAUUGCUGGUUCUGCGAAGGGAGACAACAGUGCAGAUUGGGAAGAGACCUGCGCCGAGAUCUCGAAGGAACUUACUGACCCGUAUGCACGCGCGAUUCUUGCUCUUGUAAGCAAAGGCGACUGGCAUGCAGUCAUCAAGGAGACUACACUUCCUUUAAAAUACCGCGUCGAGGUUGCAUUGCGCUGGCUCCCGGAUGACGAGCUGAGCGAAUACCUGAAAGAUGCCACCACAGAAGCAAUGCAAGCAGGUGACAUUGAGGGUGUGGUGCUAACUGGAUUAGGCCAUCUGGCCAUGGGCCUGUUUCAGUCAUAUAUCGACAAGUUUAACGAUAUUCAGACUCCUGUACUUGCCAUGAGCCAUACCGUACCCCGAAUCAUCAGCAAUGCCACCUAUAUUGCCAAGUUUGAAGCCUGGCGCGAGACCUAUCGCAGGCAAAUGAACUCUUGGAAACUCCAACUUGAAAGAGCCCGCUUCGACGUCGGCUCUCGUCAAUUCGCCGUUACUGUCGACGGGCGCAAACUCAUCCCUGCACCGCCACAACAGGUCAGUCUGACCUGCAACUACUGCACGCGUCCCCUCACGCAACACGACUCCUCUUCCCAAAUCUCUCCAUCCACUGCGAUGGAAACCGUCCAUCCAACUGUGGGCAAUCCUCUCGGCUCUGCAAGUAUGUCUGGAACAGUCUGUCCCCGUUGCGGUCGCCACAUGCCUCGUUGUGGUGUCUGCACACUGUGGCUUGGCUCUCCAGACCCACUAUCCCGCUCAGGUAUUGCUGCUGAUGCGGAAUCCAAUUCGCAUAAAGCCAGUGAGGCCGAGGUCAUGCGGCGAUUUGUGGUAUUUUGUAUUCAUUGUAAUCAUGGAUUCCAUGCGCAUCACGCACGCGACUGGUUUACGCGGCACAAGGUGUGUCCUGUGGCCGAAUGUAGCUGUAUCUGCGAUCGAUAA
This is a messenger RNA of Penicillium longicatenatum, 2970 nucleotides long. RefSeq lists its product as uncharacterized. The record is from RefSeq and is a predicted model, not a curated record. Gene Ontology annotation, molecular function: protein binding. Gene Ontology annotation, cellular component: cytoplasm. The transcript is spliced from 3 exons. Bases 1 to 2970 code for a protein of 989 amino acids. Gene Ontology annotation, biological process: positive regulation of TORC1 signaling. NCBI's taxonomy places the organism in Eukaryota, Fungi, Ascomycota, Eurotiomycetes, Eurotiales, Aspergillaceae.